Molecule: messenger RNA, 6717 nt
Organism: Insectozyma verbasci
Lineage: Eukaryota; Fungi; Ascomycota; Pichiomycetes; Serinales; Debaryomycetaceae
Source: the annotation of a GenBank genome assembly
AUGUCAUCAUCUAUAGACAAUAUGAGUAAUAAUACCGGUCUGACUGACUCACUAGAUUAUCAAUCAUUACAUGAUCAAUUACCACCACAUUUUCUCGGAUUAAAUUCAAUUACUAAUGCAGAACCAUCAAAAAUUACAAAUUUUGUUAAAUCUCAUCAAGGUCAUACAGUUAUUUCUAAAAUUUUAAUUGCAAAUAAUGGUAUUGCAGCUGUUAAAGAAAUUAGAUCAAUUAGAAAAUGGGCUUAUGAAAGUUUUGGUGAUGAAAGAGCUAUACAGUUUACUGUAAUGGCCACUCCUGAAGAUUUGGAAGCAAAUGCCGAAUAUAUAAGAAUGGCUGAUCAAUUUGUUGAAGUACCUGGUGGUACAAAUAAUAAUAAUUAUGCAAAUGUUGAUUUAAUUGUUGAAAUUGCUGAAAAUACAAAUGUUCAUGCUGUGUGGGCUGGUUGGGGUCAUGCAAGUGAGAAUCCAUUAUUACCUGAAAGAUUGGCAAGUUCCCCUAAAAAAAUUAUAUUUAUUGGUCCACCAGGAAGUGCAAUGAGAAGUUUAGGUGAUAAAAUUUCUUCAACAAUUGUUGCCCAACAUGCUGAUGUUCCUUGUAUUCCAUGGUCAGGUACUGGUGUUAGAGAAGUUAAAAUUGAUCCAGCAACAAAUUUAGUUUCAGUUUCAGAUGAAGUCUAUGCAAAAGGCUGUUCAACAAGUCCUGAAGAUGGUUUAGAAAAGGCUAAAAAAAUUGGUUUCCCAGUUAUGAUUAAAGCAUCUGAAGGUGGUGGUGGUAAAGGUAUUAGAAAAGUUGAUAAUGAAGAAAAUUUUAUUCAAUUAUAUGAUCAAGCAGCUAAUGAAAUACCCGGUUCACCAAUUUUUAUUAUGAAAUUAGCUGGUGAUGCUAGACAUUUGGAAGUUCAAUUAUUAGCUGACCAAUAUGGUACUAACAUUUCAUUAUUUGGUAGAGAUUGUUCAGUUCAAAGAAGACAUCAAAAAAUUAUUGAAGAAGCUCCAGUUACAAUUGCAAGAAAAGAAACUUUUAGACAAAUGGAAAAUGCAGCUGUUAGAUUAGGUAAAUUAGUUGGUUAUGUUUCUGCAGGUACUGUUGAAUAUUUAUAUUCACAUUCAGAAGAUAAAUUUUAUUUUCUAGAAUUAAAUCCAAGAUUACAAGUUGAACAUCCAACUACUGAAAUGGUUACUGGUGUUAAUUUACCAGCUGCUCAAUUACAAAUUGCUAUGGGUAUUCCAAUGCAUAGAAUAAGAGAUAUUAGAACAUUAUAUGGUUGUGAUCCUCAUACUUCAACUGAAAUUGAUUUUGAAUUUAAAACUGAAGGCUCAUUAUCAAGUCAAAGAAAACCAUCAUCUAAAGGUCAUUGUACAGCAUGUAGAAUUACUUCAGAAGAUCCAGGUGAAGGUUUUAAACCAAGUGGUGGUUCAUUACAUGAAUUAAAUUUUAGAUCUUCAUCAAAUGUUUGGGGUUAUUUCUCAGUUGGUAAUCAAUCAUCAAUUCAUUCAUUUUCAGAUUCUCAAUUUGGUCAUAUUUUUGCAUUUGGUGAAAAUCGUCAAGCUUCAAGAAAACAUAUGGUUGUUGCAUUAAAAGAAUUGAGUAUUAGAGGUGAUUUUAGAACAACCGUUGAAUAUUUGAUUAAAUUGUUAGAAACUCCAGAUUUUGAAGAUAAUACAAUUACUACUGGUUGGUUAGAUGAAUUAAUUACUAAAAAAUUAACUGCUGAAAGACCAGAUCCAAUAGUUGCUGUUGUUUGUGGUGCUGUUGCAAAAGCUUAUAUAAAAGCUGAAGAAGAAAAGAAGGAUUACAUACAAUCACUAGAAAAAGGUCAAGUUCCACAUAAAAAUUUAUUAAAAACUAUUUUCCCAAUUGAUUUUAUUUAUGAAGGUGAAAGAUAUAAGUUUACAGCUACAAAAUCAUCUGAAGAUAAAUAUACUUUAUUUUUAAAUGGUUCAAGUUGUGUUGUUGGUGCAAGACCAUUAUCAGAUGGUGGUUUAUUAUGUGCUUUGAAUGGUAAAUCUCAUGCAGUUUAUUGGAAAGAAGAAGCUUCAGCUACAAGAUUAUCAGUUGAUAGUAAAACAUGUUUAUUAGAAGUUGAAAAUGAUCCAACUCAAUUAAGAACUCCAUCACCAGGUAAAUUAGUUAAAUAUUUAGUUGAAAGUGGUGAUCAUGUUAAUGCUGGUCAACCAUAUGCUGAAGUUGAAGUUAUGAAAAUGUGUAUGCCUUUAAUUGCUGGUGAAAAUGGUAUUGUUCAAUUAAUUAAACAACCUGGUUCUACAGUUAAUGCAGGAGAUAUUUUAGCUAUUUUGGCAUUAGAUGAUCCUUCAAAAGUUAAACAUGCUAAACCAUUUGAAAAUACAUUACCAGAAUUAGGAGAACCAAAUGUCAGAGGUUCAAAACCAGUUCAUAAAUUCCAACAUUAUAGUACAAUUUUGAAAAAUAUUUUAGCUGGUUAUGAUAAUCAAGUUAUUAUGAAUUCAACUUUAAAAAAAAUUAUUAAUGUUUUGAAAGAUAAAGAAUUACCAUAUUCAGAAUGGAAACAAUUUAUUUCAGCUUUACACUCAAGAUUACCCGCAAAAUUAGAUGAAGCUUUGAAUACAUUAAUUGAAAGGACUCAGUCUAGAGGUGCUGAAUUUCCAGCAAGACAAAUUUUGAAAGUUAUUAAUAAAGCAAUUGCUGAUGCCCCAGAUAAUGCUGUUCUUAAUGAAGUUGUUGCUCCAUUGGUUGCAAUUGCACAAAAGUAUUCGAAUGGUUUAGUUGAACAUGAAUACAAUUUCUUUGCUUCAUUAUUGGAUGAAUAUUAUAAUGUUGAAAGUUUGUUUAAUGGUGAGAAUGUUAGAGAAGAUGAUGUUAUUUUAAAAUUAAGAGAUGAAAAUAAAACUGAUUUGAAAAAGGUUAUUAAUAUCUGUUUAUCACAUUCAAGAGUUAGUGCUAAGAAUAAUUUAAUCUUGGCUAUUUUAGAAGAGUAUCAACCAUUAUUGCAGUCAAAGUCAUCAGUUGCUUCUUCAAUUAGAGAAUCACUUAAAAAGAUUGUUGAAUUAGCUUCAAGAGGUUGUUUGAAAGUUGCUGUUAAAGCAAAAGAAAUUUUAAUUCAAUGUUCAUUACCAUCAAUUAAAGAAAGAUCAGAUCAAUUAGAACAUAUUUUAAGAUCAGCUGUUUUAGAAACUUCAUAUGGUGAAAUUUAUGCUAAACAUAGAAAACCAAAAUUAGAAUAUAUCCAAGAAGUUGUUGAUUCAAAACAUACUGUUUUUGACGUUUUAUCACAAUUCUUUGUCAAUAGUGAUGAAUGGGUUGCUAUUGCAGCUGCUGAAGUUUACGUUAGAAGAGCUUAUAGAGCUUAUGAAUUAGGUACUAUUGAUUAUCAUUUCCAUGAUAGAUUACCAAUUAUUGAAUGGAAAUUCAGAUUACCAACAAAUGUUACAAGUUCAAGAUUUAGUGGUAUUCAACAAUCAAAUACUUUUGAUGAUGAAGCUGCAGCUGUUAAUAUGAAACAUGCUGCAUCAGUCAGUGAUUUAUCAUUUGUCGUUGAUUCAAAGACUGAACAUUUAACAAGAACAGGUAUUUUAAUUCCAGCUAAACAAUUAGAUGAUGUUGAUGAAAUGUUAAUUGCAGCUUUAGAUAAAAUGCAAUCAAGUAUUGGUAUUAGUUUUGAAGCAGGUAAAGAUUCAAAACGUAAUUUAUUAAAUGUUAUUAAUGUUGUUAUUACAAAUACUGAUGGUUACUCAAAUGAAAAAGAAUUUUUAGCAAGAGUUCAUGAAAUUAUUGAAGAAUUCAAAGAAGAAUUUCAAAAUAAUGAUAUUCGUCGUAUUACAUUUGUUUUUGCUCAUCAAGUUGGUCAAUAUCCUAAAUAUUAUACAUUUACUGGUCCAGAAUAUUUGGAAAAUAAAGUUAUUAGACAUAUCGAACCAGCAUUAGCUUUCCAAUUAGAAUUAGGAAGAUUAAAUAAUUUCAACAUUAAACCAAUUUUCACAAAUAACAGAAAUAUUCAUGUUUAUGAAGCUGUUGGUAAAAAUGCUCCAAGUGAUAAAAGAUUCUUUACAAGAGGUAUUGUUAGAACUGGUAUUAUUAAAGAUGACAUUUCUAUUGCAGAAUAUUUAAUUGCUGAAUCCAAUAGAUUAAUGAAUGAUAUUUUAGAUACUUUGGAAGUUACUGAUACUUCAAAUUCAGAUUUGAAUCAUAUUUUCAUUAAUUUUUCAAAUACUUUCAAUGUUCAACCAGAAGAAGUUGAAGCUGCAUUUGGUUCAUUUUUGGAAAGAUUUGGUAGAAGAUUGUGGAGAUUGAGAGUUACCGGUGCUGAAAUUAGAAUUGUUUGUGUUGAUUCUCAAGGUAGUUCAUUCCCAUUAAGAGCUAUCAUUAAUAAUGUUUCAGGUUAUGUUGUUAAAUCAGAUUUAUAUAUGGAAGUUAAAAAUCCAAAAGGUGAUUGGGUUUUCAAAUCAAUUGGUCAUCCUGGUUCAAUGCAUUUAAGACCUAUUUCUACUCCAUAUCCAGCUAAAGAAUCAUUGCAACCAAAACGUUAUAAAGCUCAUAAUAUGGGUACUACUUAUGUUUAUGAUUUCCCAGAAUUAUUUAGACAAGCAACUUUAUCACAAUGGAAGAAGUAUGGUAAAAAAGCACCAAAAGAUGUUUUUACUUCGUUAGAAUUAAUUAGUGAUGAGGGUGAUGAUUUAAAUUUAACAGCAGUUGAAAGAGAACCAGGUUCAAAUAGAAUUGGUAUGGUUGGUUUUAAAGUUACUGCUAAAACUCCAGAAUAUCCAAGAGGUAGACAAUUUAUUAUUGUUGCAAAUGAUAUAACUCAUAAAAUUGGUUCAUUUGGUCCAGAAGAAGAUUAUUAUUUUAAUAAAUGUACUGAAUUGGCAAGAAAAUUGGGAAUUCCAAGAAUCUAUUUAUCAGCAAACUCAGGUGCAAGAUUAGGUGUUGCUGAAGAAUUAAUGCCAUAUUACCAAGUUGCUUGGAACAAAGAAGAUUCACCAGAUAAAGGUUUCAAAUAUUUAUAUUUGACUGCUGAAGCUAAAGCUAAAUUGGAAGCUGAUGGUAAGUCAAAUUCAGUUACAACUGAAAGAGUAGUUGAAGAUGGUCAAGAAAGAUUUAUUAUUACUUCAAUUAUUGGUGCUGAAGAUGGUUUAGGUGUUGAAUGUUUAAAAGGUUCUGGUUUAAUUGCAGGUGCAACUUCAAGAGCUUAUAAAGAUAUCUUUACAAUCACUUUAGUUACUUGUAGAUCAGUUGGUAUUGGUGCUUAUUUAGUUAGAUUAGGUCAAAGAGCUAUUCAAAUUGAAGGUCAACCAAUUAUCUUAACUGGUGCUCCAGCUAUUAAUAAAUUAUUAGGUAGUGAAGUUUAUUCAUCAAAUUUGCAAUUAGGUGGUACUCAAAUUAUGUAUAGAAAUGGUGUUUCACAUUUAACUGCAAAUGAUGAUUUAGCUGGUGUCGAAAAAAUUUUAGAAUGGUUAUCAUAUGUUCCUGCUAAAAGGGAUAUGCCAGUACCCAUUUUAGAUAAUGAAGAUUCAUGGGAUAGAGAUAUUGAUUAUUAUCCACCAAAACAAGAACCAUAUGACGUUAGAUGGAUGAUUGAAGGUAAAACUAAUGAUGAAGGUGAAUACGAAUCUGGUUUAUUUGAUAAAGGUUCAUUUCAAGAAACUUUAUCAGGUUGGGCAAAAGGUGUUGUUGUUGGUAGAGCAAGGCUAGGUGGUAUUCCUAUCGGUGUUAUUGGUGUUGAAUCAAGAACUAUUGAUAAUUUAGUACCAGCAGAUCCUGCAAAUCCAAAUUCUACUGAAUCUUUAACUCAAGAAGCGGGUCAAGUAUGGUAUCCAAAUAGUGCUUUCAAAACAGCUCAAGCAAUUAAUGAUUUUAAUAAUGGUGAACAAUUACCUUUAAUGAUUUUAGCAAAUUGGAGAGGUUUUUCAGGUGGUCAAAGAGAUAUGUAUAAUGAAGUUUUGAAAUAUGGUUCAUUUAUUGUUGAUGCAUUAGUUGAUUUUAAACAACCAAUUUUUACUUACAUUCCUCCACAUGGAGAAUUGAGAGGUGGUUCAUGGGUUGUUGUUGAUCCAAGUAUUAAUGCAGAUAUGAUGGAAAUGUAUGCUGAUGUAGAAUCAAGAGGUGGUGUUUUGGAACCAGAAGGUAUGGUUGGUAUUAAAUAUAGAAGAGAUAAAUUAUUAUCAACUAUAGAAAGAUUAGAUUCAACUUAUGCAAAAUUAAAAUCAAAAAUGAAUGAUCAAAGUUUAUCAUCAGAGGAACAUUCAAAUGUUUCAGUUAAAUUAACAGCUAGAGAAAAGGCAUUAUUACCAAUUUAUGCCCAAGUUUCAGUUCACUUUGCUGAUUUACAUGAUAGAUCAGGUAGAAUGUUGGCUAAAGGUGUUAUAAGACAAGAAGUUAAAUGGUCAAAUGCUAGAAGAUUCUUUUUCUGGAGACUAAGAAGAAGAUUAAAUGAAGAAUAUGUAUUAAAAUUGAUAACUGAUCAAAUUGGUUCGAAUGCAACUAAAUUGGAAAAAGUUGCAAGAUUAAAAUCAUGGAUGCCAACUGUUGAUUAUGAAGACGAUCAAGCUGUAAGUACAUGGAUUGAAGAACAUCAUUCAAAAUUACAAAAGAGAAUUGAAGAAUUGAAAAUUGAAUGUUCAAGAAGAAAUAUUGCAAAAUUAUUAGCUGAAAAUCCAACAAAUGGAAUUGAAGCAAUGAAAGAUUUCUUUGGUAAUCUUUCAAUUGAAGAAAAAGAAAAAGUAUUAAAUUCAUUAAAAUAA